Oryzias latipes (Japanese medaka) is the source of this 2243-nucleotide messenger RNA. RefSeq names its product claudin-like protein ZF-A89. Lineage: Eukaryota; Metazoa; Chordata; Actinopteri; Beloniformes; Adrianichthyidae. Gene Ontology annotation, cellular component: bicellular tight junction; membrane. Gene Ontology annotation, molecular function: structural molecule activity. The record is from RefSeq and is a predicted model, not a curated record.
UGUUUUUAAAAAUUUCCGAAACAAGUGAGGAUAAAGAGGUAGGGAAAAGAUGAUCUCACUGCCACUGGGUGUGGCGGAUGUGUACCUGACCGAUGGAACACAUAACUGGUUGGGUGACAGAAGAAGAGAAGAGAAAGAAGGAAAGAGUGAAGGGGAGGAGAGGGGACUAAUUGGUCAUACAAAAGGGGAGGGGCACACAGACGGAAACAUCCUGUAAACAAAUGAAGCCUAGUGUUAGGUAAAAGUUACCGAAGGUAGAAGAAUUGACUGAACCAGUCAGACAGGGCUCAGCAUUCUGAAAGCAGCUGUUUAAAAAAAUAAAAGCACAUCAAUGGAGGUAUAUGAAAAAGACACGGAGAGUUAACGAAGACCGAACAAAGGAAGCUCUCGGGUGACCAGUGAUCAGCUGCAGCCAAGCCAAAAGAAGCGCCACAAAAAUCCAGGAAACCAAACGAGUACUCCUCACAGGUCUGUGAACAUUAUUUAAGACGUUGCAACGACCUCUGUUUCUACAUCAUGGCCUCCACCGCAAUUCAGAUGUUGGCCAGUGUCCUGUGCCUCAUUGGUUGGAUGGGGACCAUCAUCUGCUGCCUACUACCCAUGUGGAAGGUCACUGCCUUCGUCGGCACCAGCAUUGUUACCGCACAGAUAGUCUUGGAGGGCAUCUGGAUGGCUUGUAUAACUCAAAGUACAGGACAAAUACAGUGCAAGCCCUAUGAGUCCGUCCUCGCACUGACCUCUGACCUUCAGGCAGCGAGGGCUCUCACUGUCCUUGCAAUUUUUAUGGGAGGUGUAGGCCUCAUUCUGGCCUUUGUUGGAGGAAAGUGCACGCGCUUCUUGGAUGAUGAAGAAGCUGGGAAAAAGGAAAAAGUGGCUAUUGCAGCAGGUGUAGCGCUGCUAGCUUCGGGGCUGUUCUGUCUGAUUCCCACAGCUUGGGCUGCCGCGGUGAUAGUGAAGCAGUUUUAUAACCCUUCUUCGACUUCUCAGCCGUGGGAGCUGGGAGCCUGUCUUUAUAUUGGUUGGGGAGCAUCAGUUUUGCUUUUCCUUGGAGGCUGUUUGUUUAUCAAGUCUGCAUGUUCGUUCAAAGCCAACAUUAAGGACAAGAGUCCCUCUGUCCACUACAUGGUGGCUCGCUCCAACGGGUCUACCUAUCCAGGUUCUGGGUACAGCCGGGUGCCUUCAGCCCCCCAUCAGCCUAUUAGUAUCAUAACGACCAAGCCUCAAAGCUACAGAGAGAUGACUACAGCCCCUCCUCCAUAUGCAACUUCCCCAUUUGGUUCUCUGUCCAAGCCAGAGAUAACAGAGGAGUCCGAAAGAUCGUGGGCGCCAUCACCUAUGUCAGAACUGAGUGAGGCGCCAUCCACAAAAUCCCAGCUGGAGAAAAAAGAAAUGGAGGAGACUUUAUCAGCCAAUAGUGACACUGAAGAGGUUGCCCAAGAUGGAGCAAGAACAUACCUGUGAUGAGGGCAGAUGGAUAAAACACUUAUAUGUUUUGUUUAAAAAAGCGAUGUACGAGUUUUCUGUAACCUUUUAUUUAUGAAACCUGUUGGGAAUACUUUUGUUUCAAACAUUUUGAAGGAAAAACAUGCUAAUGCUAACUAUGUUCGUUAAAAUGAAGGAAAUGUGUCUUUUGUGCUCUUAAACUGACAACAAACAAACAACUAUGCAAGGUGCUUCCGACGAAAAUUUUUUUUAUUGUAAAAUCAAAUUUGAUAUGGCUUUCUUCCUGAGUGAUCACAUUUCCUUUACAGAAAUAAGUCACAUUUUAACUCAAAUUUCUUCCUUGUUCUUGAAGUCAGUUUGACGUCUAGUUUGAAAGGAAUUCCUGUUAUUUUUUCCUUGAAAAUGCUUUUUGUUUAAAAUUAAAUGUGAAAAUGGCUACAAAGAGUCACAUUGUUUUAUGUAGCUUUCAUUAACUGUUGUCAAUGUAGUUAAAAUCAUGGAAUCAACCUGGAUGUAUGAGAGUCUUCAUAGACAUUUUUCUAAAUUGAAUUAGCAGAAAUGUACUUCUACUUUUCAAAAAAUGUUAAACAUGUAUUGCACUUUUUUAUUUCUGAGUAUUUCCAAUUUAAAAAAUAUUUAUAUUUUUGUGUUUUAUUUGGAACUUUAAAUUCUGUCUACCUAAAAUCUUCCUGGACUGUCAGAGCUAUUUUUUCUUUCAACUGAGCACAGGUCAAACAGGUUUGACAGAGAGUGACACCUAAUGUUUUGUUAGUACAGAUGGAGUUUCUUUUGAAAAAAAA